Momordica charantia (bitter melon) is the source of this 2022-nucleotide messenger RNA. RefSeq names its product ethylene-responsive transcription factor RAP2-13. Gene Ontology annotation, molecular function: sequence-specific DNA binding; DNA-binding transcription factor activity. The record is from RefSeq and is a predicted model, not a curated record. Lineage: Eukaryota; Viridiplantae; Streptophyta; Magnoliopsida; Cucurbitales; Cucurbitaceae. Gene Ontology annotation, biological process: regulation of DNA-templated transcription. Gene Ontology annotation, cellular component: nucleus.
UGUGAAGCUAAUCUACGGCGGAUAAUUGAGAGAUUUUGUAUUAAACGCUGUGAUUAAUGGAAGUAAAUUUGAGGCUUUGGAGGCUUAUAAAAGGGGGGCAUCUCGUGGAUUUGUAGGCGGAGAGACAGUGAGCAUUUUCAGAAAGCUUAAAAAAAAAAGAAAAAAUUGUGUGAGAAAAAUCUCAGUUCGAAGUUUGAACUUUCUCCUUCUUCUUCUUCUUCCCCCCCUUCUGCAAUUUCCCCGCUUCUCUGAAUCCCUUUCUGUUAAUAAUCUGUCUUUCAGGUUCUGGUUUUUGGGUUUGUUUUUUUUUAUAAUGAACAAUUACCAAACUUAGGAUUGUGCGAAAGCCAGGUAUUUUCAGAAUCGAGAUCCAGGAAUUGUGUUUUCUUUUCCAUUUCAUUUAUUUCUUCUUUCUUGUGAUCAAUCUGUGUAGAGGGUGAAUUUUAGUCCCUCCUCAAGGUUGGUUUUCUUUUGGAGUUGAAGGGGUUGUCUAUUUUAUAGACCUCUUUGACAUAUUUGUAGUGGUAGCAGCUCUUUUCAUGAUUAUUGCCUGUUCUGUCUUAUUUUAAACAAGAAUCAGGUUCAUCUGUAAGGAAACACUUUUUUUCUUCUUGUUUUUGUUGUUUUAGAUUCAUUUUGUUUUUGUAAACUAUUGAAGUAAUGGCAGCUGCCAUGGAUUUCUACAACGAAGGUCCUCAAACAGAGCACUUCGGUGGCGAAUUAAUGGAAGCAAUCGAACCUUUUAUUAAGGUUGCUUCCUCUUCUUCUUCCUCUCUCUCUACAAAUUUCCCAUCCUCUUCUUCUCCUUCUCUCCCUUCUUCUUCCUUCAACAGCUACCUCUCUUUCUCUCACUCAGAACAGUCCAUUGUGUACUCAAAUGGCGGCUCCACUUCGAUGAACCCAGUAUUUUCAGAUGGGUUCUCGAACCAAAACCUCAUAGGUUUUGAACAGCCGUCGUUCACAGUUGGACCCCAUCAGUUAUCAUCACCUCAGAUUCCCCAUUCCCAGCCUCAUAUCAAUCUUCUUCAAGAACAGGCCCCACUGGCUUUUGGUUGGGGCCAAAACCAUGAGCCCCAUCAACCACUGCCGUGCUAUGAACAGAGAGUUGCCAGUUUCCUCAGCCCCAAGCCGAUCCCAAUGAAGCAAGUGGGUUCCUCUGCAAAAUCCACCAAGCUUUACAGAGGGGUCAGGCAGCGGCAUUGGGGGAAAUGGGUGGCGGAGAUUCGACUCCCGAGGAACCGGACUCGGCUCUGGCUCGGCACCUUCGACACGGCUGAAGAAGCUGCCUUGGCAUAUGACAGGGCAGCCUUCAAGCUCCGAGGGGACUCUGCCAGGCUCAAUUUCCCGCACCUGAAGCACCAAGGCUCCUGCGUUGAAGGCGAAUUCGGCGAGUACAGGCCGCUGCAUUCCUCAGUUGAUGCAAAACUCCAAGCCAUUUGUGAAAACUUGUCCAAGCCACAGAAGAAACAGGGCAACUCAAAGAAGUCUGUUUCUGCGGCUAAGAAGUCCAGGUCUCAAUCCUGCUCCUCGGCGGCGGAAACAGUGGCUGCGAAGGUGGAGAACUCCCCGUCGCUGGCUGUGACAGAGAGCGAUGGGUCUGCAGCAUCUUCACCUUUAUCAGAUCUUACGUUCCCUGAGUUCACAGAGUUGCAAUGGGAUCAGAAUCAAGCUUGGGACAAUUCAAUGCUAGAGAAAUAUCCUUCUGAGAUAGAUUGGGCGUCGCUCUUACCUUGAUAAUUUGAUCGGAAUCUUCAGCGGCACCUGCAACAGAGUUUUUAAAAGGUUGCAGGCCGAGACUAUUCUAUUCAAGGCUCAAAUUCUUUAGAAAUGGGCAUUUUGUCAAUAUCAUGUAAAUGUCCACCAUGGUCAGCUGGUUUUUUUUCUUGCUAGACCAUGGAAUGAUUUAAUUUUGGUGGUUUUUUCUUUUCUUUAGUCAGUCAGUGGUAGCCAUUGUAAUCAUUUUUUCAUUGGUAUGUUACUAUUCAAUAUUUUGUGGUUAAACAAGAUUAUUAACUUCGUUGA